CUCCAAAUCUCUUUGUAAAUAUUCUCUUUCGAGUUCUUAUUCCACUGAACAAAGGGUUUUUUUCUUCCCGCCGUCUGUGUCCAAUCUAAAACCUAACCGCGGAACAUCAUCAGUCUACAAAAAAGAAAAAAAAACGAAGAACAAAUUACUCUAGAGGGUGUCGUCAAAUGAAUCUUCUGAAAUUCAUCAUCCAUCUUUCGAUAUAUAUAUAGAGAUCAAAAACAAAACAAGUGUGAAGACGACGAUUGGGGGAUAGCAACUUAUAUCCAGACCAAACACUACAAAUUGAUGACGCCACCUUAUAUUGUUCUUGUUCAAGGACCUCCUGAUGUCAUUAAUUCGAAAUUCUUUAUGAUUUUUGUGUUUUUUUUAGUUCCAUAAUUAAGUUGUUAAUUGUCAAUUAUUGUAGGUUGGGAAGUCCCUGCUAUCAUGGAUGACAUCCGAGGACCCAUCUCCAUUGUAACAGGUAAGAAAGCGAGGCUGCAGUUUGUGGAGUGCCCUGACGAUAUUAAUGCCAUGGUCGAUGCUGCUAAGUAUGCGAAUGCUGUGUUGUUACUUGUUGAUGCAAGUUAUGGGUUUGAAGCGGAAACGUUCGAGUUUCUUAACCUUCUACAAGUUCAUGGCUUUCCAAAGGUUAUGGGUGUCCUUACACAUCUUGACGAGUUCGAAGAUGAAACAAAACUCAAUGAAACCAUAAAACGUCUAGAGGAUCAAUUCCGCACUGAAAUAUGUCAAGCAGCAACAAUAUACAAUUUGUCUGGUCUUGUUCACAACUUGUAA
Molecule: messenger RNA, 780 nt
Organism: Papaver somniferum (opium poppy)
Lineage: Eukaryota; Viridiplantae; Streptophyta; Magnoliopsida; Ranunculales; Papaveraceae
Product: ribosome biogenesis protein BMS1 homolog
Exons: 4
Coding region: 430-780 (116 amino acids)
Biological process (GO): maturation of SSU-rRNA from tricistronic rRNA transcript (SSU-rRNA, 5.8S rRNA, LSU-rRNA); endonucleolytic cleavage of tricistronic rRNA transcript (SSU-rRNA, 5.8S rRNA, LSU-rRNA); ribosome biogenesis
Cellular component (GO): 90S preribosome
Molecular function (GO): GTP binding; U3 snoRNA binding; GTPase activity
Source: RefSeq, a predicted model, not a curated record